GCGUACAUCAUCAGUUGAAAGCUUGAAGCUUUGAGUGCAACAAGAGAAAAACACAACAAAUUAAAAUUCUAACACGCAAUUGCAUAUUGAAUAUUUGUUAUUGUUUUUACAAUUGGAAAAUUACUGAACAUGGCUGAGACAUCGAAGCGAGUUGGGGAACCGCCGCAGGACGAGCAAGUGGAGGUGCUUGACUGCGAUAUUGAGUUCGCGGAGGCGGAGGAGCAGCCGCAGUCCUCGCAAGAAAUCCCGCCCAAGACCGGCAAGCUCAUCAAGAAAGCCAUGAAGAAGGCGUUUAAGGCUCAGCGUAUGCUGCAGCAGGCCAUGGAGCAGCUGGCCAAGGAGCAGGCCAGGAUCAGGAGAGCUGGAGACAAGCAGGCAAAGAAGCAGAAGAAGAUCCAACGGAAGCAGGAUAAGAAAGCCAAAAAGUUGUCCAAGAAGCUGCAGAAGCAGCAAAAGGAGCAACAGCCCCAGGAGCAGCUGGAUUCGAACGAGAAAUCUGGACGCUCUCGCUCCAAUAGCGUCAGCUCCACUUCUAGUUCAUCUAGCUCAUCGAGCUCCUCAUCCGGCUCAUCGAGCAGUUCCAGUUCCGGCUCGGAGCACAACUAUGGUCAUUUGUUUGGCUGCGGUGGCAAGUGGGCUGGACGACGUGGUCAUCAUGGUCGCAGGGAUCGUUCCAGAUCCCGUUCGCGCAGUCACCCGCAUGGUCCCUGGCGUAGACACUGUCAUGGUCAUGGUCAUGGUCAUGGACCUGGACAUCGUCACGGUCAUGGUCAUGGUCAUGGUCAUGGACAUGGACCUCAUCACUUUGGUCCCCAUCAUUUUGGUCCCCAUCACUUUGGCCCACAUCACUUUGGUCCUCAUCACUUUGGUCCUCAUCAUUUUGGACCGCAUCACAUGUCGUGGCCAAUGUGGGAAAACUCGCAGUUUUUUCGGUUCGGCGGCCUGCCGUGGGCCAUGGAGACGAGCACGGCAUUUCCGACAAACCGAUCGAGGUCUAAGUCCCGUUCUAUUUCCUGCGCCGGAGAUCGUGGACAUCACAGUCGAGGACACAAGCACGGAGGCGGACACGGACACGGACAUGGCCACAAGGGUCAUCAGCAUGACCGUCGAGUGAAGCGCUCCAGUUCCAGUUCCAGUUCUAGUUCCAGUUCCAGCUCCGGUACUAGUUCCAGUUCCAGCUCUAGCUCGGAAAGCGAGUCGGAAAUGGGACGUCGUCAUGGACCGCAUCGCGGACACCAUCGUGGUCAUCAUCAGUGGCCACAUCACUGGCCACAUCACUGGCCACAUCAUGGUCCACCUCGUGGUCCACCUUGUGGUCCACCUAGUGGACCCCAUCACUGGCCACACCAUGGGCCUCAUUUUGGUCCAUUUGCCGGCCCUCCGCUACCACCGCCGUUUGGUCCACCAUCACGUCCUGAUUUCGGUGGUCGACGCAGUCGUUCCCUUUCUCGCUCCCACUGCAAGGGCGACAAAUCCACUGAUCGUCCGGUGAGCUGUGCUCGCUCCCACUCUCAUUCUGAAAAGGAGAGCAAGCACGACAAGCACGGCAAGGGCAAGGAAAAGGGUAAGAGCAAAGGCAAGGAUCACCACAAGCACAAGCAUCACGGACAUGAGCCUCAUCAUGGAUCCCAUCAUGGACACCAUCAUAGACGACACAACUUUGAUGUUUAAAACAUUUAGAUACAUCCCAAAGAUAUCGAUCAAUUGCAUAUAUCAAAAAA
Drosophila innubila is the source of this 1721-nucleotide messenger RNA. RefSeq names its product histidine-rich glycoprotein. The record is from RefSeq and is a predicted model, not a curated record. Bases 130 to 1671 code for a protein of 513 amino acids. NCBI's taxonomy places the organism in Eukaryota, Metazoa, Arthropoda, Insecta, Diptera, Drosophilidae. The transcript has a single exon.